CGUUACCUUUUAGCUCAUUCGAAUAGAGAGGCAUAGAGAGCGUGUGUGUGCAUUUUUGUGGUCUAGAGAAAAACAAACAAAUGUCAGGCCCUCAGUGCUGCUCGAACGCACCAACACUGAACCCAUCCAGCGGCUCUGGCCAUGUUGAGAAGUUCGGUGGUCUGGACACCUAUGUCACUGGCUCCCCUGACUCCAAGCUUGCUAUUCUUCUCGCCUCUGACAUUUUUGGAUAUGACGCGCCCAACUUAAGGAAGCUGGCAGACAAAGUUGCAGCUGCUGGCUUCUUUGUUGUGGUCCCUGACUUCUUUUACGGAGACCCUUUUGUACCUGGAGAUGAUGGAUCCUAUGCCAAUCUACCUACUUGGUUAAAAGAUCAUGGACCGGACAAGGCAUUCGAAGAAUCAAAGCCAGUACUUGAAGUUUUAAAAAGUAAAGGUGUUUCUGCAGUUGGUGCUGCAGGAUUCUGUUAUGGGGCCAAGGUUGUUGUUGAGCUAUCAAAGCAUGACUUUAUCCAAGCUGCUGUUCUGUGUCAUCCUUCAUUUGUCACUCUGGAUGAUAUCAAGGCGGUUAAGGUUCCCAUUUCGAUACUUGGAGCUGAAAUUGAUAAGAUGUCUCCCCCUGAAGUCGUGAAACAAUUUGAAGAGGCCUUAACUGCAAAAUCUGAGAUUGAAUGCCAUGUGAAGAUCUUCCCAAAAGUGGCACACGGGUGGACUGUGAGGUACAAUGUUGAAGAUGAAGCAGCUGUUAAGGCUGCUGAAGAGGCUCAUCAAGACUUGUUGGAGUGGUUCUUGAACCAUGUCAAGUGAAUUCUAUCAUCACCAUGAAGCGUUGCAUUAUCACUUAAGAUGAGAACGGUUUGGACCUUAUUUUAUCAACUGCACUUUAUUUACUAUGGAUCACAAUAAUGCCUGCAGUUUAGGUACCAUUAUGUGUAAAUUUAGUUGCUUGGAGGAGAGUAUAGGUUUGAAAUGCAUUGUUUAAAGUGAAUACCAAAUGGGAUAUUCAUCAUUCAAGUAAGAAACUGUCAUGUAAGAUGGGAACUAUGUGGUGCUUAUAUUUUUGCAAGGAAUGGUGGAGUUGAAGUUGUAGAUGUUUACCCUUAUUUUCUGAAGCAUCUUAAGUUUGGCGUUUGGUGA
Prunus mume (Japanese apricot) is the source of this 1136-nucleotide messenger RNA. Its product is annotated as endo-1,3;1,4-beta-D-glucanase-like. Gene Ontology annotation, molecular function: hydrolase activity. The record is from RefSeq and is a predicted model, not a curated record. NCBI's taxonomy places the organism in Eukaryota, Viridiplantae, Streptophyta, Magnoliopsida, Rosales, Rosaceae.